Molecule: messenger RNA, 1871 nt
Organism: Gorilla gorilla gorilla (western lowland gorilla)
Lineage: Eukaryota; Metazoa; Chordata; Mammalia; Primates; Hominidae
Gene: CARS2
Product: cysteinyl-tRNA synthetase 2, mitochondrial
Exons: 15
Coding region: 52-1746 (564 amino acids)
Biological process (GO): cysteinyl-tRNA aminoacylation
Cellular component (GO): cytoplasm
Molecular function (GO): ATP binding; cysteine-tRNA ligase activity
Source: RefSeq, a predicted model, not a curated record
GUACCCGGCGUGGCUCCCGUCUCCGCCCCGUCGUAGGCGCUGGCCGCUGACAUGUUGAGGACUACGCGCUGCCCAGGCCUGGGCCCCCCGCUACUCCAGGCCGCGCUGGGCCUUGGGCGGGCUGGGUGGCACUGGCCUGCGGGCCGGGCGGCGAGCGGGGGGCGCGGGCGGGCCUGGCUGCAGCCCACGGGCCGGGAGACGGGUGUGCAGGUGUACAACAGCCUCACCGGGAAGAAGGAACCCCUAAUCGUGGCGCACGCCGAAGCCGCCUCCUGGUAUAGCUGUGGACCAACUGUAUAUGAUCAUGCGCACCUUGGCCAUGCUUGCUCAUAUGUUAGAUUUGAUAUCAUUCGAAGGAUCCUAACCAAGGUUUUUGGAUGCAGCAUAGUCAUGGUGAUGGGUAUUACAGAUGUAGAUGAUAAAAUCAUCAAAAGAGCCAAUGAGAUGAAUAUUUCCCCCGCUUCCCUCGCCAGUCUUUAUGAGGAAGACUUCAAGCAGGACAUGGCAGCCCUGAAGGUUCUCCCACCCACGGUGUACCUGAGGGUAACCGAAAAUAUUCCUCAGAUAAUUUCUUUCAUUGAAGGAAUCAUUGCUCGUGGGCACGCUUAUUCAACGGCAAAAGGCAAUGUCUACUUCGAUCUGAAGUCUAGAGGAGACAAGUACGGCAAAUUGGUCGGCGUGGUCCCUGGUCCAGUCGGAGAGCCAGCAGACUCUGACAAGCGUCAUGCCAGUGACUUCGCCCUGUGGAAGGCGGCCAAACCCCAGGAGGUGUUCUGGGCCUCUCCCUGGGGACCCGGGAGGCCGGGCUGGCACAUCGAGUGCUCUGCCAUCGCUAGUAUGGUAUUUGGAAGUCAACUGGAUAUCCAUUCAGGUGGGAUAGAUUUAGCUUUUCCACAUCAUGAAAACGAAAUUGCACAGUGCGAAGUCUUUCAUCAGUGCGAGCAGUGGGGAAAUUAUUUUCUGCAUUCUGGGCAUUUGCACACCAAAGGCAAAGAAGAAAAAAUGUCCAAAUCAUUAAAAAACUACAUCACUAUUAAGGACUUUCUGAAGACCUUCUCCCCCGAUGUCUUCCGGUUCUUCUGCCUGCGGAGCAGCUACCGCUCAGCCAUCGACUACAGUGACAGCGCCAUGCUCCAAGCUCAGCAGCUGCUCCUGGGGCUGGGCUCUUUCCUGGAGGACGCACGUGCCUACAUGAAGGGGCAGCUGGCCUGCGGCUCCAUCAGGGAAGCGAUGCUGUGGGAGAGGCUCUCCAGCACCAAGAGGGCCGUGAAGGCGGCCUUGGCAGAUGACUUUGACACACCCAGGGUGGUUGAUGCCAUCCUGGGCCUUGCACACCAUGGGAAUGGACAGCUCAGGGCGUCCCUGAAGGAACCUGGAGGGCCGAGAAGUCCUGCUGUGUUUGGUGCCAUCAUCUCUUACUUUGAACAGUUUUUUGAAACUGUUGGAAUUUCUCUGGCAAAUCAACAGUACGUUUCAGGAGACAGCAGCGAGGCUACCUUGCAUGGUGUGGUGGACGAGCUGGUGCGGUUCCGGCAGAAGGUCCGGCAGUUUGCGCUGGCCAUGCCCGAGGCCAUGGGGGACGCCCGGCGGCAGCAGCUCCUAGAAAGGCAGCCCCUGCUGGAAGCAUGCGACACCCUGCGCCGGGGCCUGACUGCCCACGGCAUCAACAUCAAGGACAGAAGCAGUACAACAUCCACGUGGGAACUGCUGGAUCAAAGGACAAAAGACCAAAAAUCAGCGGGCUGAGGAUGGAGCACAGCCAUGAACCUGCUCACGACGAGACGCACCCAUGCUUCUCACGGUCAAGGCUUUAUGUUAAAGCUUCCUGUCGGGGCUGCUAGGUCAGCAUUAAAGUAAGGCAACCAACAGUG